This is a messenger RNA of Penicillium canescens, 1377 nucleotides long. It is a transcript of the gene erg13, whose product is annotated as hydroxymethylglutaryl-CoA synthase. The record is from RefSeq and is a predicted model, not a curated record. Gene Ontology annotation, molecular function: hydroxymethylglutaryl-CoA synthase activity. The coding region runs from base 1 to 1377 and encodes 458 amino acids. Gene Ontology annotation, biological process: acetyl-CoA metabolic process; ergosterol biosynthetic process. The transcript has 3 exons. Lineage: Eukaryota; Fungi; Ascomycota; Eurotiomycetes; Eurotiales; Aspergillaceae.
AUGGCUGCUCGUCCCCAGAACAUUGGUAUCAAGGCCAUUGAGGUCUACUUUCCUACUCAGUGCGUCGACCAGGUCGAGCUCGAGAAGUACGAUGGCGUCAGUGCUGGAAAGUACACCAUUGGUCUUGGCCAGACCAAGAUGAGCUUCUGUGAUGACCGCGAGGACAUCUACUCCAUGUGCCUUACCACCCUCUCCUCCCUCAUGAACAAGUACAACAUCGACCCCAAGUCCGUUGGCCGCCUCGAGGUUGGCACUGAGACUCUCUUGGACAAGUCCAAGUCCGUCAAAUCUGUCCUGAUGCAGCUCUUUGCUCCCCACGGCAACACCAACAUUGAGGGUGUCGACACCGUCAACGCCUGCUACGGUGGUACCAACGCUGUUUUCAACAGCAUCAACUGGCUCGAGUCCUCCGCCUGGGACGGCCGUGACGCCGUUGUGGUGUGCGGUGAUAUUGCUCUGUACGCCGCUGGUGCCGCUCGCCCCACUGGUGGUGCUGGCUGUGUUGCCAUGGUCAUUGGCCCUGACGCCCCUAUUGUCUUCGAGCCCGGUCUCCGUGCUUCCUACAUCACCCACGCCUACGACUUUUAUAAGCCCGACCUCACCAGCGAGUACCCCGUCGUCGAUGGCCACUUCUCCCUUAAGUGCUACACCGAGGCCGUCGAUGCCUGCUACAAGGCCUAUGAUGCCCGCGAGAAGACCCUCAAGGCCCAGACUAACGGCACCAACGGUGUUGCUGACGAGUCCCUGUCUCCUCUGGACCGUUUCGACUACAUCCUCUUCCACGCUCCCACCUGCAAGCUGGUCCAGAAGUCCUACGCUCGCAUGCUCUACAACGACUACCUCGCCAACCCCUCCCACCCCGCUUUCGCCGAGGUCGCCCCCGAGCUCCGCGAUCUGGACUACGAGAAGUCUCUGUCCGACAAGACUGUUGAGAAGACUUUCAUGGGCUUGACCAAGAAGCGCUUCGCUGAUCGUGUCAACCCUGGUCUCCAGGUUGCCACCCAGUGUGGCAACAUGUACACUGCUACCGUCUACGGCGGCCUGGCCAGUCUGCUCAGCAACGUCACUUUCGACCCCAAGGAGCCCAAGCGCAUUGGCUUGUUCAGCUACGGCAGUGGUCUUGCCAGCUCCAUGUUCAGCGCCAAGAUUGUUGGCGAUGUCUCCAACAUGGUUGAGAAGCUGGACCUCCAGAACCGCCUCAAUGCCCGCACUGUUCUCGAGCCUGCUGCCUACGAUGCCAUGUGCAAGCUCCGUGAGCACGCUCACUUGAAGAAGGACUUCAAGCCCGCCGGCAACGUCGAGACCAUCGGCUCCGGUGUGUACUACCUGACUGAGGUGGAUGACAUGUUCCGCCGCAAGUACGAGAUCAAGGCUUAA